UUGUGGUAGGACUCCACUAGGGGGUUCUAGUGCAGACAAUGUUUGCCUAAUCCAUGAACGGAUCAGACGUCGAUGAGGAGGGAGUUGACGAUGCAAGACUGACACGUGCAAGAUCACUUAGGGUCCCGCACGUGUUCCAGGCCCUAGAACCGGGAGAAGAAAGACGGCUUGGUGCCGAACGCAGAGCCCGUGCACUAGCAGCAGCUAGAAAAACAGCAAACGCCGCAGCUAGGGAACAGGCUGCACCAGCAGCCAGGGCAGCAGCCAUGACUAGCUCAGCAGCAUCCUAUGCUGCGUUGUCUGGGACCAAUGGGACCCAGUUGGGAAUGCCAACAGGGUCCACAGGUACUUCCAGUUCUAUGGGUUCUCGUCAGUCUACAAGUCAAAUGGCGGGCUCGCAGUUCAGCCUGUUGACUCCUCGCGAAAGGGAGCUCAGGGAGCUCCAACAGGUCGAAAGGAUCCGUGAAAGAUUAGAAAGGGAACUGAAACAAGCUACCGACAGAGAAAAAGAAAUAAAGAGUAGAGCGGCCAGGCUUGAUAUGUUAGAGGCUGACAAGGCUGAGUUAGAGGGCUUGGAUGACUCUGGAAUGAAUGAGCCCAUGAAAGUGUUGAGGAACAACAUGCUGUCGCUGCAUGCACACGUGGACAGCAGGUUGGACUUCAUGCAGAGCACUUUGGACCAGAUCCUGGAUGUUUUGACAAGGCCAGGAUUUAGGCCACCACCGCAAUCGCCAUUGCCGUUAUCGACGAUGUCAGGCCCCUUUCCAGUUCAAGCUGAGAGCCUGAUCCUCGUCCCUGGCAUCAACUAUAGUGACCAGUUCCUGUUAACAACAUUUGUUAGAUGUCUUCCUGAGAACAUCAGGAACUUGCUGGCCAGCGAGGCACGCCUCGAGUACCAUUCGUUUGAGACCUUGUCUAGGAAAGCCUUAGAUCUAGAGGCGACGCUAGGCAAUGCUCAACCCACUCAGAAUGACACGAAGAACAAGAAGAGUCCUCAAGAGUGGAAAAAGAAGGGGGCUAAGUUGAUGAUGGUGGAAUCCGAUGGGACCCAAACUGAGAUCGACGAGCUCACUGACCUGAUGGACUACACAGAGUUUGACGGCGAGGAGGUAGCGAGGGGAAGCACCCUCGCCGCGGUCGUAAAGACUAAGGCAGAUGGUCAAGGGAAGGGCCAACCUAGGAGUCAAGGGAAGGCCGCCUCCAAUCAGUCCAAAGUGGUUGAAUGGGUGAAGGCAGGUCUUGAUCAAGACGUGUGGCGUGACCGCCGAGUGUGUGGCGCUUGUAUCAAUUGCGGGGAAUACGGACACUCGCAAUACAAGUGCCAGAACGCAAAGACCCUCAAAUGGAUCAAGACUCAACCGGCUCUUUCUGACGCACUCAAGCGAUGGAUUGAGGUCAUAGACCAAUAUGACUUCAAGCUUGAGUACUUAAAGGGAGAGUACAACAAGGUUGCGGAUGCGCUAUCUCGUAGACCAGACUACCUAGGUGCGCUAGUUUCUGACUUUGGCGUAUCUAACGAAGUAACUCAAUCAUUGGUGGGAGCCUAUCAGGAAGACCCUGUCACGAUGGACAUCAUGCGCAAACUUCAGGCAAAAGACAAGGCUACGGAAAGUGAGUUUGUGAUGGUGGACGGGUUACUCUAUCUUGAUAAGGCAGGAAUAAAAAGGUUAGUAGUUCCAUCUAGUGAACGUUUGCGUAGUUUAUUUUUAGGCGAAUGUUAUGACGCAACCGGGCACUUUGGCUACAAGAAGACGAGUGCUAACUUAGUACAACGAUUUUGGUGGCCUGGUAUGUUGGAUGACGCGAAGAAGUACGUAGAGACCUAUCAGGUCUGUCAGCGGGACAAGCCGCGAACUCAAGCACCGCUUGGGUUGUUGAAGCCUUUGCCUAUCCCUGUUGGUCCAGGGCAGAGUGCCUCCAUGGAUUUCAUGGACACCCUGGUGACUAGUAAGAGUGGCAAGAGGCACAUCUUCGUCAUCAUCGACCGAUUCACCAAGUACGCUAAACUAGUGGCUAUGCCAGAGACCGCAAGAAUUGACUACGUCAUCAAGUUGUUCAAAGACAACUGGGUGCGUGACUUUGGUUUACCAAAGUCAAUCGUUAGUGACCGAGAUGUCCGAUUCACAAGUGAGUUGUGGAAGAAGACUGCGGAACAGAUGGGCAGUCAACUUCAAAUGACUUCAGGGAAUCAUCCCGAAGCCAACGGACAAGCCGAACAAAUGAACAGAGUUGUACAGCACUUGCUGAGACAUUAUAUCAAGCCCAACCUAGAUGAUUGGGAUGAGCAGUUGCCUCUCAUCGCCAGCCUGUACAACAAUGCUAUCCAUAGCAGUACCGGCGCUAGUCCUAAUCAACUGCACUUGGGAUGGAAGCCUAGAUCAGCACUAGACUUCCUCCUACCUGAAAACCAACCCGCAGGAGGAUAGCCUGUACAACAAUGCUAUGGGUUGAACGGGCCGAAAAGCAAAAAUAGAAGAAGCAUUAAGGGUGACGGAAGCC
Chara braunii is the source of this 2499-nucleotide messenger RNA. Lineage: Eukaryota; Viridiplantae; Streptophyta; Charophyceae; Charales; Characeae. The record is from the annotation of a GenBank genome assembly.